AUGGAAAUUGCUAGCUAUGAAUCACUGCCAGUUCUUCCACCUGAGUUAACAUCUGAAAUACUCCUAAGGCUACCUGUGAAAACAUUGUUGAAAAUGAGGUGUGUUUCUAAAUCUAUGCUUUCUCUAAUCUCUAGUCACCAAUUCAUCAGAAACCAUCUAAAACUUUCAGCCAAUAAUCAAGAAUUUACUUACCAUAGGCUUCUUUUUAGAAACUUUGAGUUUGAUAAUAAUAGCUUGACUUUUUACACUUACCCUUUGUACCCAACUAAGUAUGAAGUACCUCAACAUAUACCUACUGAGCUUGAUUUUUCUUGUGAAGAUACAUUUGGUGAUCGAUAUCGAAUCUUGGGUUCGUGUGAUGGGUUGUUUUGUAUUUCUCGUGAUUUUGAGGAUUUGUUUAUAUGGAAUCCAUCUACAAGAAAGUUGAAAGAAUUGCCCCCUUCAGGAAUUAAUGUGCCCCGUACGGAUAGUUUUGAUGAUAUUUCGUAUGGAUUUGGUUAUACUGAGCUUCAAAGUGAUUACAAAGUUGUAGAAAUUGUGGGAAGUCAACACAAUAAUAGUUAUGAUGUUAGUGUUUAUAGUUUAAGAAGUAAUUCUUGGAAAAGAAUUCAAGAGUACCCAAAUAUUAUCUUAUGGGAUCAUUCUGGUAAAUUUUUAAAUGGAAAAAUUCACUGGAUCGCCGGAGAUCGUGUUGGUGGUGUUAGAUUUAUUUCUUCAUUCAACCUUGCAGAUGAGACAUUUGGAAAUGUAGCGUUGCCCGACCUGAAUGAGUAUGAAUUUGACUGGGAAAUAGGUUCUUCUGGACGUAAUAUAUGUUUAUUUUGUUGCGAGGAAAACAAGACAGAUGUGUGGGUAAUGAAAGAGUAUGAGAUUGUUGAGUCAUGGACCAAGGUGUUUUCGAUCCCCUCACGAGACUAUGAAGCUUGUCCGAUUUUCAUCUCUCAGAAUAAUGAAAUUUUGGUGCACCAAUCUAGAAGUUUAGUGUGGUAUAAUUCACGACAUAACACUUUCAUGCAUCCUGAGUUUCGGAUACGUUGUGAUGCUGCAAACAAUCUUGGUCUAUACAAUGAAAGUCUUGUUUCUCCAAAUUUUCUGGAGGAACCUACGGAUCAAUGA
Messenger RNA from Lycium ferocissimum, 1116 nucleotides. Its product is annotated as F-box/kelch-repeat protein At3g06240-like. Lineage: Eukaryota; Viridiplantae; Streptophyta; Magnoliopsida; Solanales; Solanaceae. Gene Ontology annotation, molecular function: protein binding. The record is from RefSeq and is a predicted model, not a curated record. The transcript has a single exon. Bases 1 to 1116 code for a protein of 371 amino acids.